AUGCUGCUGUGGGUAUCACUUCUGGUCCUGGCUCCUGUCGGUGGACAGUUUGCAACUGAACCAAAAUCUGUAAUUUUCCUCCAUUCUCCAUGGACCACUGUCUUCCAAGGAGAGAAUGUGACACUGACUUGCAAAGCGUUUCACUUGGAUGCAUCAGAGAAAAUAAAAUGGUACCGUUGGUAUCUUCUGGGAGAAAUACAAAGUGAAACCUCAGGAAACACCCAUGAGGUCCAUGAAUCUGGAGAUUACAGAUGCCAGGCCCAGGACUCACCCCUGAGUAAUCCUGUGGGCUUGCUCUUUUCUCCAGCCAACCUGAUCCUGCAGGCUCCACUUGAUGUGUUUGAAAAAGAAUCUGUAAUUCUGAGAUGCCGAGCAAAGGCAAACACAGUACUGAAAACUAUAAAGCUGUACAAGAAUGGAAAAGUCCUGGAAGAUCACACUAUGGAGAUACCAGUGGAAAUGUUGAUUGACUUCCAUAUUCAUCAGGCAAGUCUGAAGGACAAUGGCAAAUAUCACUGUACUGGAGUUAAGGAAAAUGAUCAGUUGGUUUCUUCAAACUCGGUCAAAAUCGAAGUCCAAGAGCUGUUUCCACGUCCUGUGCUGAGAGCCAGCUCCACCCAGCCCACUGAAGGAGGAGAAGUGACUCUGACCUGUGAGACCCAGCUCUCUCCACAGAGGUCAGAUGUCCAGCUCCAGUUUCACUUCUUCAGAGACAGAUGGUCCCUGGGGUCAGGCUGGAGAAGCUCCCCAGAAUUCUGUAUCCCCACCAUAUGGAGAGAAAACUCAGGGUCUUACUGGUGCCAGGCACAGAGCAUGACUUCCUCUGUCCAGAAACAGAGCCAGAGAUUACAGAUACAGAUGUUCCACCAGUUCAUUAGAGAGUUGAAGUUCUCCCAAACCAUGGAUGGACCACAGUCGUCCACCACUUUCUCCCCCGUCCCAAGGAACAAGCCCAAUUCUACCCCAGGCCAACUUCCCAUUGGGUCAGCAGACUUAGCCCUUCCCAUUCUGAGACUCUUCUUCUAUGACUCAUUCUGUGACACCCCAAUACCAAGAACCCCACAUGUCAUUUUUAUUCAUUUAGAAGUUGUUCCUGACAUCCGUAUAUACUCUCGCCCAAAGUUGGUGUUUGAAGGGCAAGAGCUGGUGCUCAUCUGCUCAGUAAAUGGAGUUCCAGGGCCCAUCACAGUUUCUUGGUACAGAAAAUUCAAUCUGAGGACAGAAAGAAAGCUUCACACUUCCUCAAAAACAGAAUUCAAGAUCCCUGUGGUGCAAAACAGCAAUGAUGGAGAGUAUUAUUGUGUUGCCAGCAAUAGUCGCUUCUCCUUCCGCAGUGACACAGUGACCAUCAAUGUGAAAGUCCCCGUGUCUCAACCUGUCCUCACCCUCAGCCCUCCUGGGACCCGGACUUUUGUGGGAGAUGAAGUGAGCUUUGACUGUGAAGCUCAGAGAGGUUCUCUGCCCAUCUGGUAUCAGUUUUUUCGUGAAGGUGUGCUGCUCAGGAAGAUAGAAGCUACUUUAAGGAGAACAAUGUCCUAUAGAUUCUCUCUGACUGAAGAGCAUUCUGGGAACUACUACUGCACAGCUGACAAUGGCCUUGGCCUCCAGAGCAGUGAGACCCUGAGACUCUCUGUCACCGUUCCAGUAUCUCGCCCUGUCCUCACCCUCAGGGCUCCCGGGACCCAGGCUAUGGUGGGGGACGUGAUGGAGCUUCACUGUGAGACAUGGAGAGGCUCUCCCCCAAUCCUGUACCAGUUUUAUCAUGAGGAUGUCUGCCUGGGGAGCAGCUCAAGCCCCUCUAGGAGAGGAGCUUCCUUCAACCUCCUUCUGACGGCAGAGCAUUCUGGGAACUAUUUCUGUGAGGCCAACAAUGGCCAGGGGUUUCAGCGCAGUAACACAGUGUCACUCAGUGUCAGAGUUCCAGUGUCUCACCCUGUCCUCACCCUCAGGGCUUCCAGGGCCCAGGCUAUGGAGGGGGACAUGGUAGAGCUUCACUGUGAGGCCCAGAGAGGCUCUCCCCCGGUCCUGUACCAGUUUUAUCACGAGGAUGUCGCCGUGGGAAACAGCUCAGCUCCCUUGGGAGGAGGAGCAUCCUUCAACCUCUCUCUGACCACGAAACAUUCUGGAAACUACUCCUGUAAGGCCGACAAUGGCCUGGGGGUCCAGCAGAGUGAGGUGAUGCUGCUCAGUGUCAUAGUUCCAGUGUCUCGCCCUAUCCUCACCCUCAGAGCCCCCAGGGCUCAGGCUGUGGUGGGGGAUGUGGUGGAGCUUCACUGUGAGUCCCAGAGAGGCUCCCCCCCGAUCCUGUACCAGUUUUAUCACAAGAAUGUCACCCUAGAGAGCAGUAUGUCCCACUCUGGACAAGGAGUGUCCCUCAACCUCUCACUGACUGCAAAUCAUUCUGGAACCUACUCCUGUGAGGCCGACAAUGGCCUGGGUCCCCAGUGCAGUGAGGCAGUGACACUUUCCAUCACAGGGCUGACAGGGAGCAGAAGUGGUCCUGUUGCCACCGGUGUCACCGGGGGGCUGCUCAGCACGAUGGGUCUCGCUGCCAUAGCACUGUUGUUCUACUGCUGGCUCCCGAGAAAAACAGGAAGAAAGCCUACAUUUGACUCCUCCAGGAACCCGUCAGCUUCAGAACCGCAAGAACCUACCUACCACAAUGUACCAGGCUGGAUAGAACUGCAACCAGUGUACAGCAAUGUAAAUCCUAACAAAGGAGAUGUGGUGUACUCGGAAGUCCGGAGCGUGAAGGUGGAGAACAAACAGGCAGGUGUUCUCAGAGCAGGUGGCGAGGUACUUGCAUUCACUGCAAAGUUUGCAUUGGCGUCUGCCUUUAUUGGUCCCUACUCCAUCAUUACAGUGAAGCAGCUGCUGAACUGCCAGAAAGAUACUCCAGAAGAAAAUGGUGGAAAAUAA
This is a messenger RNA of Lipotes vexillifer (Yangtze River dolphin), 2919 nucleotides long. It is a transcript of the gene FCRL5, whose product is annotated as Fc receptor like 5. The transcript has 15 exons. Gene Ontology annotation, cellular component: external side of plasma membrane. The coding region runs from base 1 to 2919 and encodes 972 amino acids. Gene Ontology annotation, biological process: cell surface receptor signaling pathway; immune response. Gene Ontology annotation, molecular function: transmembrane signaling receptor activity. The record is from RefSeq and is a predicted model, not a curated record. Lineage: Eukaryota; Metazoa; Chordata; Mammalia; Artiodactyla; Lipotidae.